GGUACCAACGAGCGAUCCGGAUUUUAUUGUAUUAGUCAUCGUUUAGUUUUGUUUUGCAAUACUUUGAUAUCAAAUAAAUCCAACCUUAUAUUAGCCUAUCGUUAUCCAUUAAAAUACUAUGAAUUUCUUCAGGAAAGAGCCCACUGUUAAAGAACAGCAGAGACAGAAUGAUCGGGAACUGCGCAAAGCCACCAGAGAGCUCGAUAGGGAUAAGGCCACGCUAGAGAGAGAAGAAAAGAAACUGGAAAUGGAGAUAAAAAAAAUGGCAAAAGAAGGGAACAAUGAAGGCUGUAAAAUACUAGCAAAGCAGCUGGUUCAGCUGCGGAAACAGAAGACAAGAAUAUAUACGGCCAACAGCAAGAUUUCUAAUGUCCAAAUGACUAACAAGACCAUGGGUGCCAACAUAGCCUUAGCUGGGGCCAUGGGUACCACAGCCAAGACCAUGGGAAGCAUAAAUAAGGUCAUGAACCCGCACCAGAUUGCCAAGGACAUGGAAGCAUUCAAACAAGCAAAUGCCAGGCUGGAUAUGACAGAUGAAAUGAUUAAUGACACACUUGACGACAUCAUGGACGAGUCCGGAGACGAAGAGGAGACCGAGGGUGUUGUCAAUAAGGUUCUUGACGAAAUAGGCAUCGAGAUCAGUGGAAAGAUGUCAAACGCCCCAUCGGUGAGCGGCGGCAAGCUAGGCGAGACCACGGCGGACAAAGACAUUAUGGCGCAGCUCGCCAAACUCAAGUCAUAGGGCGGACGUUAUUGGCCCUAUUCAAGGAGAUUACUUCACGAUUCCAUCGCCUUCUUGUUUCUCAGAUUAUCGUUCUCAACGGGAACCCUACCGCAAACAUCGGGAAUCGAAGUUUCGUCUAUUUACCUCUCUGUCUUUGCAUGUUUGGGCGACAAAUUUGCAUAGAUGUUCGCGGCUAUAUUUAGUCUUGGUAUGCGGCCUAAUUUUAGCCGAUCAACUCAAUAAAAUUAAACUAUUGAAAUAACGUUUGGCUUCGCUUAUGAAACCCGGGAAACAAGAACUAAUUUAUUGGGAACUAAUCUUUAAGAGCUUAAGAGGCCGGUGUCGAUUUUAGUCGCAAAAAUGUAAAAUUGAUAGAUUUAGUCCGUGAAAUUUUACACCUUUUGUUACCUAAUUGAAAUAACAAGUACUGGUUUCUAUUAGCACGUCUUCUUAUCUUACCUUUUAUCAGAUCAGUUUGAAAACAGACUCACAAAAUUAGUAAUGUUUGCUUUUCUGAUGGACGUUUAGGUAAACGCGCGUAAAGCACUGAUUUUGUCGCUCUUAUUUGUAAAUUUCGUAAAGUUUGGGCUGCUAAACAUGGUAAUUUUGUAUUACACAUAUCCUGUACUUGACGUUUAUCAGACUACAUUAUCAUUAUUAUGACUUUGAAGUAGUGUAAAUGAAAGUUAGACGAAAUCAAUUUUCUCCAGAAAUUACUUCAAAACAAGUGACAAUUUCUCUGAAAAUCGACUUAAUUUCAACGUAAUUUUGAUACUUAAACAAUCUACAACAUUUGCUGAAACUAUACUUAUACAUCAAUUUGUAUAAUUUACCACCAUGAUGUUUUGAUGAAUUUUUAAAAACUGCCCCUUCUCUUCAUGCAUUACCGGUGACGCACGCUCGCGACCUCAUUAUUAAAAGGCAAGAUGAGAAGACGUGCUAAUACAAAACAAUACUUGUUAUUUAGAUAUUACGUAACAAAACGUGUAUAAUUUCAACGACUAAAUCUAUCAAUUUUACAUUUUUGCUCCAAAAUCGACUACGGCCUCUUAAGCCGAACAAUAGAUGAAUCAAACAGAUUCAAUUUUACGGCCAAAAUGUAUGUCAUUAAUUUUGAUUGGUUCUGUUUCUUAUGCUAAAUGCUACUUCAAUAUCUAUCGUCGACAGUGUAAGGGAUCCAGAUCUUACUUCUUUACGUUGACUACAAACACUAUCAAACCUCUUAAUCAGGUAUGGUUUCUUCCAAAUAACUUAAAAAAUAAAACAGCAGCUUUAUGGAACAAGUAGUAAUAAGUUUAUAUUUAAACGAAUUAUUUUUUAUUCGGAUGUUUGUUACCGUUAUAUCAUGUUACAAAUGCAUUUUCGUUAUUAAAUUAUCAUUUAAUUGCUUAAAAUAAUAAAUAAAAAGUACAAAAAUUUGCCCGCGAAAAGAUAGUGAGCGAAACGCCCGAAACGUCACGUGACGUCACGCGUUCGACAGAUUAGUUCACAUUAGUUUCAUUGGUCAAACGUCAGUUGGACCGGCCAACGUGUGACGUCAUCACGCUCUGUCGAAAUCGCGCCAAAAAUUAUGAGCAUUUCAAUCGCUCAAAAUUUUUCAACAUUUUAAUAUUUUUUCAUAAAAUAAUGUGAAUGUUUACAAAAGAAUUUUUAUUUUUUCCAAAUCAUAAAAAAAAUAAAAAAUCAUGCAUGGAGCUAAUUACGAAUGUUACCUACUCGUAAAUUCUAGAUGUCUUUAUUAAUUGUUUUUAUGAAAAAUUUAAGCGACAAAAAAUGGCAAAGUUCCAUAACGAAGAAUAACGAAAUGGCAAUAUGACAAUCUAUUAAAAUAAUUAUUGAUUAAAUCUUCAACAUUAAAAAAUCGUUAGAAUGAACGCGCAUGCCCUUUGUUCUUUUUUAAACUUAAAGUUUGUGAUUUUGGGAUAAUAAUAUAAUAGCGUUAAAAAUAUUUCUAAUCCCUCAAGGCAUCGAGUAUUGGGAUGAUUACUGUUUUAUUUUUAAUUUGUUCUUGUUAUCGUUACAUUAAGUUGGGUGACUGCUAUAGUUAUUGCCCACUCCUAACAAUAGGGAAUAUUACUGCAAUGUUCUGCCGUCAGAGUGCAGCACUAAACCAUGGAGUAACUUAUACAUACUAUGUAAGUUUUCACUAUGACAUUGAUGCAUCAAAUUCGUUAUCUGCCUCUAUAUCGAUCGAAUAUGCAAGAGUGAUAGAGAGGCAGAAAUCGAACUUUCGUGUUUCGCGGUAGGCCCUGUGAUUGUGCUGCGAUAGGCCCAGUGAAGCCCUCUACGCAGUUUUGCGCAAUAUUCCCUAUUAAAUUAAAUUAAAUUAAAUAAUCAUUUAUUUUCAGGCGUGGCCCAUAGAAGUGUUAGUAACAAAAAACUUAAAUACUAAUGUUAAACAGUACAAUUAAUUAAAACCUACCAUGCAAAUCAAUAUACUUAGAGCUAGGACUAGGACAAUACAAUACCGGGUGAGCCGUACACAUUUACAUUACAUAAAACAUUUACUAUUAUUGUUAAGAGUGGCCAAUUACUAUGUAGUGGCCAAUAACUGUAGUAGUGAAGUGAUGAUCCUUCUGACCGAUUUUGGCCACAACGUCUUUGUGUUCUGAUCAUAGGCAUUUUGGUUCUAACUGCUACACACUUCUCAAUCUUAUGUUUUUAACGAAUUAUUGAACAAAAAUUGUACUUUUGACUUGUUUACAAUUACCAGUUUCCUAUACUUAUUUCUACAAUAGUGUUAAAUUACUGUUAAUCUUAAUCCCUAGAACUAAUAUAUCCGAAUAGGUAUUUAUUUGGUCGUAACAGUUAAAAAGUCAGUUAUAUCUUUAUUACCUACUGUAAGAUAAAACAUGUAUAUACCUAACUAUUAUUAGUCUCACCUUUGUUAGUGAAAUUAGCUUAUUAUUUACGCAGUUUUCCAUACAUUGGUUAAUAAAAUAUUGUAAAUACCUAAUGUACCUACAAAUGUAAAAAUAAUCUGUGAUAUUUUUGUAUUACAUGGUACUUACACGAAAA
Molecule: messenger RNA, 3742 nt
Organism: Cydia strobilella
Lineage: Eukaryota; Metazoa; Arthropoda; Insecta; Lepidoptera; Tortricidae
Gene: CHMP2B
Product: charged multivesicular body protein 2b-B
Exons: 6
Coding region: 119-742 (207 amino acids)
Biological process (GO): endosome transport via multivesicular body sorting pathway; protein transport; late endosome to vacuole transport
Cellular component (GO): multivesicular body; ESCRT III complex
Source: RefSeq, a predicted model, not a curated record